GUGUUGCUUGUGUGUGUUCGUGGAGGACGUUGGACUUGUAUUGGACUGAGACCUGAGAAAACAGACAAACUGUAUAUUUAAUUCUGUUUCAACCUAGAGGGAGACUAAUGUAUUUAUCUCAUUUUCAUGCGGCUCUUUGCUAGCCGACUUUUGUAUGUAUUUGCGCGCCUAAAAUGUGUCGUUAGAUGUUGAAGGCGAUCUGUUUGUGACAGCUGAAAGUGGACAGUCGUUUUUUUUUUAUUUAUUACGUUUUGGAUGAAGUCAGGGCAGAAGACGGGAGGCGGCCAUGGGAGGCUCUGACGUCCGACUGUGGACGCUGUCAGCUGGGAUGCAAAGUGAGCCCGAGCCGCGCCGUUGGACGCCAUGAAAGCGGAACCAAAGUGCACCUGACUUGUUUCAGAAGUGUCCCCCGCCAUGUACUCAUCCUCCUCGGCCAGGAAGCUGACGCUGUGUGAGGCCCUGACCUUUGUCUUGCUGCUUGUUGCUCCCGUCUGCCUGUCCUCUCUGCAAAACGCCCCCUGGAUGUCUGGUGCCCAAUUUGGAGAUCCAAAGGAGCUCCGCCCGGUGGCGUUGGGCGAGGCUCCAUUUGGGAUCCGUCUCUACGACAGUCGCCCGGACGGAAGACCACCCGUGUCGGAGAAAAUGCUGAACCAGGCCUCCCGGGUUUCUGCGUGGGGUCCUUACAGCGAAGCCUCGUUGGGCCGUCCGGCACGACCCCGACGCCAACUGCACUUUAGGAACGAUUGGGCAAGCUGGAGUGGCUGGUCUGUGUGCUCGCGAAGUUGUGGGGGUGGUGCUUCUGUGCGUACACGAACCUGCGUCACCAGAAACCCAGUGGGUGGACCAUGUGCAGGGGAUCCCAGACAAUACAAGAUCUGCAACACCAAGGAGUGCCCUCCAGGCUCAGAAGACUUCCGAGAGAUGCAGUGUGCUGCUUUCAAUGGCAGACAGUUGGUGGCAGGAAACUCAUUCAGAUGGAAAACCUUUCAUGGAGGCGCCAACCCCUGUGAGCUCAGCUGCUUGGCCUUGGGUCAUAACUUCUACUACAACUUUGGUCGUGUGCUCGAUGGCACCGCCUGCGACAAAGAGCCUGGAGCUGUGUGUGUCAACGGACGCUGUCUGAAGCCUGGCUGUGACUCCAUCUUGGGUUCCAAGCAGCAGGAAGACGCCUGCAUGGUCUGUGGAGGGAAAAACACCACCUGCCUUCAUCACAGGAGUGUUUACCAGAGCAACGGCCUGGAGGCAGGUGGACCUUUUGGAUACAAUGAAGUAGCCAAGAUACCAGCUGGAGCCACUCACAUCCGAGUCACGGAAAACAGCAGGAAUUAUCUCGCUCUCCAGAAUGGUCGUGCCCAGUUUGUCAUCAACGGUAACUGGAAAAUCAGCAUCCCGGGGGAAUACAGUGUGGCUGGCACCAAACUUCUGUAUCGGCGGUCAGCUGACACCUGGGAGAGCUUUGAAGUCCCAGGUCCAACCCAGGAAGAUUUACGUCUAAUGGUUUUGGCCACAGACAAAAACCCAGGGAUUGAGUACGAGUACUGGUUACCGCCAGACCAGUACGACCUCCACCAUGGGAGGAGAAGCCCACUACGUCAGACUCACCUCUCUGCCAGCUACCUACCCCGGGAACAACUAACCACCACGACAACAACUACCACGACUAUCACUACUCGGCCUCCCCAAGUCACCACACGUCCCAACUGGUCAGCAUUCAGAAGGCCUGUGAAGGCACCACGCCAACCUUCCCACGCCAUCCUGCCUCGCCUGGAACGAGAGGAGAGCCACAGGAACCUCCUACCUCAGCCCUCGCCUGGAAAGAAUUGUGGGAAAUGUCGACGAGUUAAAGGUCGAAGAGAGCGCCAGAAGCAGUAUUGCCAGAAAGAUUUUGUUUUCCGUGCCAGAGUCCUGGGGAAGCUCUACAGAGGAGUGGAGACGCGUUACGACGUCCAGAUCCUUCACACAUACCGUAACAGCUUCCGCCUGGAGCACCGGGAGUUCCUGUGGGCCCCCAGCGUGUGCGACUGCCCCCACCUGGAGCUAGGCAAGCAGUACAUACUGAUGGUGCGCCGACACGUCAACUACGAGCGUACGCUGAACCGCAUCCUGCUGGAGGAGGACAGCUACGUGGUGCCGUACAGACCCCGGGAGGACCAACUGCUGCGGCCCCUGGAGACACUGUGCAGCAACGCGGGACGUACACGUCCUGGGACUUCACACCCGGCUUAGAGGGCUUCGGCCUUUGCCGAGCAGGACCUUCAUUAUCUGCUGCCGCUGAAGGGAAACCACACGUGGACGAAGUUCUCCACCCACAGAAACCAAAGAGACUCCAUGUUUAUUUAAAGGCCUGCAUGGCUGACUGUGUAACAUUAAGAGCACUUUAGGUGAGGCCUGCUCUGCUGCCACCUGCAAACCUUUGCCAAAGAGCAUUGAUUCAAAAAUGCUGGUUUGAUAAAUACAGGUAAAAGCCAGUAAAUUAGAAUAUUUUGAAAAACUUGAUUUAUUUCAGUAAUU
This is a messenger RNA of Nerophis lumbriciformis (worm pipefish), 2511 nucleotides long. It is a transcript of the gene adamtsl5, whose product is annotated as ADAMTS like 5. The record is from RefSeq and is a predicted model, not a curated record. Lineage: Eukaryota; Metazoa; Chordata; Actinopteri; Syngnathiformes; Syngnathidae. Gene Ontology annotation, biological process: proteolysis; extracellular matrix organization. Gene Ontology annotation, molecular function: metalloendopeptidase activity; protein binding. Gene Ontology annotation, cellular component: extracellular matrix.